Zingiber officinale is the source of this 2034-nucleotide messenger RNA. RefSeq names its product transcription initiation factor TFIID subunit 15b-like. Gene Ontology annotation, molecular function: RNA binding. Lineage: Eukaryota; Viridiplantae; Streptophyta; Magnoliopsida; Zingiberales; Zingiberaceae. The transcript has 8 exons. The coding region runs from base 183 to 1622 and encodes 479 amino acids. The record is from RefSeq and is a predicted model, not a curated record.
CGGUAGGCCGGAUGCGAUUGUAUGUGACCGAUUCAAGGAAAAUAUCUUCGUCGGGCUCCUUGAUAACCUCUCUCAACGUGCGAGGCGGCGUACCCUAAAUCUUAUAUCACUAUUUGUCGCCGUUCUAUUCGUUCGAUCUCCCCUCUCCUUCCUCCGUGCAAGGGAAGCCGAACCCCAAAUUCAUGUCAGGUUCCUACGGCUCAGGCGGACCCGAUGACGCUUCGCAGCCUCCUCGCGGCGGCGGUUACGGACGAGGUCGAGGAGGCGGCGGCGGCGGGUACAAUGGAAGCCAGGGGAAUCGAGGUGGAGGUGGCGGGUACGAUGGAGGUGGAUAUCAAGGUGGAGAUCGUGGAAACCGGGGAGGUGGAGGUGGCCACAGAGGUGGUGGUCGUGGUGGUGGAGUUGGUCGGGAGGGGGAUUGGCGCUGCCCUAACUCAAGUUGCGGAAAUCUGAACUUCGCACGAAGAGUGGAAUGCAACAAAUGUGGAGCUCCGUGUCCUGGCGGCGGCGUUGGUGGUGGUGGACGUGGUGGUGGUUAUGGUGAUAGUAACAGAGGUGAUGGUGGUUAUGGUGACAGUAACAGAGGAGGUGAUGGUGGCAAUGGUUACAAUAGAGGUGGUGGUAAUUAUAAUGAUGGUCGAGGUGGUGGCCGUGACGGUUAUAACAGUCGAGGUGGUGGAUAUUCUGGGGCUCGUGGUGGUCGAAGUGAUUAUGAAGGAAGAAGUGCAGAUUUGGAGGGAAGAGGUGGUGACUAUGGUGGAAGAGGUGGUUCUUUUAAUGACAAUAGUCGAGAAAGGGAGGAUGGUGGUUAUGGUCAAGUUGUGCCACCUCCUUCAGCUGGCUAUGGUGGUCCUGGCGGUGCUGUUGGAAAUUACCCUACUAAUCCUUAUGGUGCAAAUAAUGCUUAUACUAUUGAUUCUGUUACACCUCCUAGCAGUUAUGGUGGCCCCAAUUCCUAUCCUCCUUCGUACGGUGCACCCCCUCCAAAUGCAUAUCCUAAUGAAGGUUCUUUGGGUCGUGGUGGUCCACCAUCUAGCUAUGGCCCUCCAACAUCCGGAUAUGGUGACCGUGGUAACCGUGGUCGUGCUGGUGGUGGUGCUCCUCCUCGCCACGGGGGUGGUGCAUAUGGUGCUGCUCCUACUGAUGCUACUGGUCCGAUCAAACAAUGUGAUGAAAGUUGUGGAGAAUCUUGUGAUAACUCAAGGAUCUAUAUCUCAAACUUGCCUCCUGAUGUGACUACAGAUGAGCUACGUGACCUUUUUGGAGGGAUUGGGCAGGUUGGCAGGAUCAAGCAAAAACGAGGCUACAAAGAUCAGUGGCCUUGGAAUAUAAAGAUAUAUACAGAUGAAUCUGGAAACAACAAAGGAGAUGCUGUACUCUCAUAUGAAGAUCCUGCUGCUGCACAUUCUGCUGGAGGCUUCUAUAAUAACUAUGACAUGAGAGGAUACAAGAUUAAUGUUGGAAUGGCAGAGAAGACUGCACCCAAAGCACCCCCUUCAUAUGGCCAUGGCAGUGGUGGCAGAGGGGGCUAUGGUGGAGGAGAUAGGCGCAGAGACAAUCAUUAUGAUGGUGGCGGACCCGAUAGGCAUCAUUACAGCGGCCAGCGAUCUCGACCAUAUUAGGCUGAGCUAUGUGUAGUACUGAGAAUGUCUACUGAGUUCUCUUUCUAAUGAUAGUCACUUUGUACUCUAAAUCGGACUGUAAGAUGCAUGUGGAAUUAAUCUCCAAACUGCUGCUAGAUAUGAAAAUUACAGUGAUGAGAUUGAGCAUGCAUCAACGUGAAGGUUGUGGACCAAGCUUGUCCUUUGCAUAGAAAGAAUUAAAGACAUUGAUCCCGCUUGGAUUUAUAUGAGCACGUGUCACUAGUGUGUUUUAUUUGCAAUGCCUGAUCUUAUUUUUUUGCUUCAGUAAGUUGACUGUUAGGUUAGUUUUGUUUGGAUAUAUUUGUUUUAAGUUUCUUGACAAGUCUAAGUUGUGUUUUACAGAAAAUUCAUUAAUGCCUGCAUUGAACAUUACUAAUUGCAGCUUUUAUUA